AUGACGGCCGACAGCGUGCACCACCCGCCAAGCUCGAGCUUCGCCCCAUCGUCGUCCUCGCAAGCCUCCGUGUCCUCGGCCUCGUCGUCGACCUCUGCUGCUUCCUCGCCUUCUGCCUCGGCAGCCGCCGAACCGCACGCACUCACAACUGCCACCGCCGUCGGCGCCUCCUCGUCGUCCAGUAUGGCAGCCGCAGCCGCCGCCGCGGCAGCAGCAGCAUCACCCACCCCCUCAGCGUCGACCUCGCGCCCGCCGUCCAGACCACCAUCUCGGCGAAGCAUUAAAGGUAGCCACAGCCGCACGGUCAGCGCAGCCUCGCGGGCAGGCCCGCCCCCUAAACAUCGCAAGGUGCUGCCUUAUCUCUUUGACGAUGCCGAGCUCGACGACGUCGUGGUGCUGGUCGCCGAUAUGCUCACCAAGCUCACGCAGCACAACGACAGCCUGCCGCUCCACCCGGCCUCGCUCACCCGCUUCCACUCGCGCGCCACGCCCAACAUCUCGCUCCCCGCCUACCUCCGCCGCAUCGCAAAGUACACGUCGGUCGAAAAGUGCUGCAUGCUCAUCCUCCUCGUCUACAUUGACCGCGUCUGCGAGCGCAUGGCCGGCUUCACCAUUUGCGGCCUCACCGUCCACCGCUUCGUCUGCGCUGCCGUCCUCUGCGCCAGCAAGGCCCUCUGCGACGCCUUCAACACAAACGAGCACUACUCGCGCGUUGGCGGCAUCACCCUCGCAGAGAUGAACCUGCUCGAAAAGGAGUUUCUCAACAUCAUCGACUGGCGCCUCACCUGCAGCGGCGACCUCCUCCAGCACUACUACGCAAGCCUCGUGCGCUCCCACGACGACUUUGUCCUCGAUCUGCCGCCUUCCAACGUCGAUGUGGACAGCGUAAGCGGCACAGCGGCCAUGUCGCUGCAGGCGCAGGACGUCGUCGGUGGUGACGAAUACGACGACGACGGCAACGAAGAAGCAAGAGGGGUCGCAGAGCCUUCUUCUGAGCUCGAGCCUCAAGGCUACAGCAGCUACCGGCACGACGGACAGCUGUCUUCUACUGCGGCCAACCCCGCUCAUCCACUGGCACCAACACCGCCACCUCCACCAGACCCACGCGCCCCGCUUUCGCCUUCGUCCGUACCGGCAUCGUCGUCGGUGGCCACGGCAAGACCAGGUUACUCUCCAGGGCUUCGCGGCGGCAGCCGAGGCAACUCUUCGCAUCCGCUUCGGCCGGGCCACGCCCCAGCAUCGCAGUCGCCCUCAUUCUCUGGGCUCGCAGCAUCGCCAUCCACCCUCGCACGCUACCAGGUGUCUGCAACGGCGGCCGCGGCGGCAUCGACAGCAGCGUCAGCAACGUCAACGUCGUCAGCGUCUGCAUCGAAUGCUGGAGCCUCGCCCACGCCGUUGCCUCCGACGCCUCCGCCCACGAAGCGGAAAUCUUUUGAACGCGCCGCGGACCGCGUCGGCAAGUCGCCUCGGAUCGGCCCGGCGGCGGCGGCCUUUGCCUCUUCCCCAUCCAGGAAGGCGAUGGCAGCGCCAUCCGCGCCGACAAACGGCUGGCAGUACGCGAUGUCGUACGGCGGCAGUGCUCCGCCCCCAUCAUCGACAUCGGCCAACGGCGAAGGCAUCUUGUUCCACCCGUGA
Molecule: messenger RNA, 1635 nt
Organism: Pseudozyma flocculosa PF-1
Lineage: Eukaryota; Fungi; Basidiomycota; Ustilaginomycetes; Ustilaginales; Ustilaginaceae
Exons: 2
Coding region: 1-1635 (544 amino acids)
Biological process (GO): regulation of cyclin-dependent protein serine/threonine kinase activity
Cellular component (GO): nucleus; cyclin-dependent protein kinase holoenzyme complex
Molecular function (GO): protein kinase binding; cyclin-dependent protein serine/threonine kinase regulator activity
Source: RefSeq, a predicted model, not a curated record